AUGUCAACCCACACCACCCGCACGCCCAAUGGCAAGGUCGUGAUCGUGACAGGCGCGGCGCAGGGUAUCGGUGCGGCGAUUGCGGAACGGCUCGCGCGCGAUGGCUUUGACAUCGUGAUUGCAGACUUGAAGAGCGCGGACACCAAGGCCGCGGCUGUGGCGAAGGAGUGUGAGGCGGCGGGGGCUCGGGUUGCUGUGAUCCCUGUGGACGUGCGGUCCGAGGAGGAUGUGACGGCUCUGGUCGCUGGGGCUGUCGAGAAGCUCGGACGCGUUGAUGUGAUGGUCGCAAACGCGGGCAUCGGGCCGCCCGUCGACUUCCUCGAGACGACGACCAAGACGAUGAACGACCUGUGGGAGAUCAACAUCCGCGGCGUCAUGUACUGCUACCAGGCGGCGGCCCGGCAGAUGAUCAAGCAGGGCGGCGGUGGGCGACUCAUCGCCGCAUCAUCCGUCGCAGGACUGAGCGGUUUCCCUCAACUGGGCAUGUACUCUGCGUCCAAGUUUGCCGUGCGCGGGAUGAACCAGUGCGCUGCAGCCGAGUUGGGCAAGCACGGUAUCACGUGCAACACGUACAACCCCGGCGUCGUACAGACCGACAUGUGGACGGAACUCGACAAGUUCUACUCGGGCAAGGCAGGCGGCCCGGACGGUUCGGCGUUGGCUGCUCAAGCGGCCGCCAACCCUUUGGGACGGAACACGAACCCCACGGAGGUCGCCAACGCCGUCUCCUUCCUGGCUGGACCGGAUGCGGCGUACAUUUCGGGUGCGAGUUUGUGUAUCUCGGGCGGUAUGCAGAUGCACUAG
Molecule: messenger RNA, 804 nt
Organism: Cutaneotrichosporon cavernicola
Lineage: Eukaryota; Fungi; Basidiomycota; Tremellomycetes; Trichosporonales; Trichosporonaceae
Gene: butA
Exons: 5
Coding region: 1-804 (267 amino acids)
Molecular function (GO): oxidoreductase activity, acting on the CH-OH group of donors, NAD or NADP as acceptor
Source: RefSeq, a predicted model, not a curated record